Messenger RNA from Danio rerio (zebrafish), 737 nucleotides. Lineage: Eukaryota; Metazoa; Chordata; Actinopteri; Cypriniformes; Danionidae. The record is from RefSeq and is a predicted model, not a curated record.
UCAACUAGCAACUUACCAUUGACAACCACUGAUGCAACAAUGACAUCAUCAACCCCUAUAGCAGCUCUUCCAACUAGUGCCAUUGUAACAACCACUACAACGACUCCUAUGCCAACCACACCCACUAGUGAUCUUACAACAGCUGGGACGAGCCAACCAACACCCGAUUUUAUAACAUCAACAAAGUCCAGACCCAGGACUGAAGCCACUGUAACCACACACACCAUCACUUCCAGGGUGACCAUGACAUUUCCACAGCCAACUUUGAGAAGAACGACGACAAGCAUCCAGCAGCUCACUAAAGCAUCCCAUACUGAAAAACCAGGAUGCCCAUGGAGAAGAGAGCUGCUUCAUCAAGAAAGUGAGAAAGAGGACCUAAAGGAGACCCCCGAAGAGGAGCUGUCGUGGGGCAGAGCGACCAUCAGCUCGGUGAAGCUGCAGCCGUGUGUGUUUGAGCUGUGCAAGUUUUACUCUCAGUGUGUGUGCAGAGGAUUCAGCCACCGAGCAGCAGCUUUACAGCGAUACUGUGUGGACAGUCACCGAUGGUAUGAGAGACAUACUGCAGAAGUCUGCGGUCGGAUGAGGAGAAUCACCUUUUCCAGAAAUCUGAAGCAGAAAUGUCUGGCAAGAAUGUGUGUGAAGAUGUAAGACGAGGUGACAGACAUCUGAACUGAAGAGCGUGUGUGUUUAUGUAUGUGUGAGAGAAACAGCUCUGUAAAACACCCCAGUGAAUCUGA